AUGGCGGACGACGACGCCGCCGCCGCCGCCUUCUCCCCGGCCGACGCCUGCUGCGCCUGCGCGCGGCGCCCAGCGCGCAUGCGCCGCUUCCGCCCGCCAGCCCCUUCCCCCCCGCCCCCCUACCGCCAAAAGUCAAAGCUGGCCAAGUUGAGAAGGAGAGGAAGAGGGGGUAACCCUGACCGGAAAAUGCUGAUGAAGAAGAAGAACGGGGACACGGGCCCCAUGGGAGGCUUUGCGAACCUUGCUUUGGACAUGGAAGACCACAUGGCUUCAGUCCUAGCCUAUAGAACUUUAGACCUAGGCGAGAGCUCAUGGAGUCCAGAGUCAGCUGCCAAGGAAGCUCAAAGACCGCCUGCCUUGGAAAAAGGCAACGGAGACACCAUCUCACAUGGGAAAUACAGCGCUGCUACGAAAACAAUGAUUCCAAUCCACCCCGAGCCUAAAUCGCCGGCUCAACAUCCUUUGGACAAUGCUGGAGUGUUCUCCUUCAUGACAUUUUCCUGGAUGACCUCUCUCAUGAUGCAGGGCUACCGAAAACGCCUCAACGAAAACACGGCACCCCCGCUGUCGGAGUAUGAGAGUUCAGCCAGAAAUGCGAAAAGGCUCCAAGUCCUUUGGGAAGAAGAGGUUACAAGAUGUGGUGUGGAUAAAGCGUCUUUGAAUCGAGUAAUUCUUCAAUUCCAGAGAACAAGAAUUUGCAUAAAUGUCUUCGUAGGGAUUCUCAGUAGUGUCCUGGGGGUCUUGGGACCUGUGUUGUUUAUUCCAAGGAUUCUCCAAUUCAGUGAAAAUACAUCAGGCAACAUUGCUUUUGGAAUUGGAUACUGUGUUGCCCUCUUUUUGUCUGAGUCUUGCAAAUCUUUGACUCUUAGCUUAUGUUGGAUCAUUAAUUAUCGCACAGCAGCUAGGCUACGGACUGCAGUUUCCACACUGGCUUUUGAAAAGUUGAUGAAGUUCAAGUCUUUGACCCACGUCUCUAUUGGUGAGGCCAUCAAUUUUUUCUCCAAUGAUGUCAAUUAUCUGUUUGAAGGUGCUGCUUAUGGUCCUUUGCUUUUUCCCGCCAUUUCAUCCCUAUUUGCUUGCUCCAUAUGUUCUCAUUUUAUCCUCGGUCUGACUGCAUUGUUGGCCACCCUUCUAUUUACCCUGAUUGCCCCAUUUCAAAUACUUUUGUCCCGUCUUGUUGUGAAGAUACAAGAGGCCACUUCUGUGGUCAGCGAUCAGCGCAUACGGACGACAAGUGAAAUUCUCACUAGCAUUAAGCUUAUUAAAAUGUACUCUUGGGAAAAAUCAUUCGUGGAGAUUAUUCAAGGUUUAAGAAGGAAGGAGAGGAAAUUAUUGGAACGAAGUAGACUUUUUCAGAGUUUAAACACCACUAUUUUAUUUUUAAUACCUACAAUAGCCACUAUUCUGAUAUUUCUCAUCCACACCCUUUUAGGACUAGAGUUAACUUCAUCACUGGCAUUUACCACCGUGGCUGUGUUUAGUCCGAUGAAACUGGCCGUGUUUUUUAUACCUUUUUCAAUCAAAGGAAUAACAAAUGGGGAAAUUUCCGUAAUGAGAAUGAAGUUCUUUGAAGCCUAUUUCCUCUCAGUAGCCAACUUCACUCACAUUCAAAAUGAAAAGUUUGCAUGUAGACUCAGGCAGGGAAUCCUGUUUCCAGUUGCUCAACUUCAGAUCAAGCUAAAAUUUUUCCUUCAGGAAAAACCCGUCCGUUACGUACAGGAGCUGAAAGGGUCUCAGAACGCACUGGUCAUGGACGAUGCCACCUUGUCUUGGAAACAGAAUAGCAGCAUAAAGAACAGAGGAGCUGCUGAACUGGAUGGGCAGGGGUGGUCUGGACACAGACUCAACCAGGAGAAUCAACCCAAUCAUGGGCCAACUGGGCCAGAGGAGAAAAAUGAUGGCAAAGGCAUGGCGUUGACCAAGAUAAGCUUUGCGGUGCCUAAGGGCAAAGUUUUAGGGAUUUGUGGAAACACGGGAAGUGGAAAAAGUUGUAUAUUAUCAGCUCUACUGGGGGAGAUGCAUCUACACGCCGGAUCGGUGGGGGUGGAUGGGACUUUGGCCUAUGUGCCUCAGCAAGCCUGGAUCUUCAGCGGGACAGUACGAGAAAACAUCCUCAUGGGAGAGAAGUACAACUCUUCCAGGUAUAGAUGGGUGAUCAGUUCCUGUUGCCUGAACAGAGACUUACAGAUCCUGCCCUUUGGAGACCUGACUGAAAUAGGCGAGAGAGGCCUCAAUCUCUCUGGGGGUCAGAAGCAGAGAAUCAGUUUGGCUCGUGCUGUUUAUGCUGACCGAGAGAUUUACUUACUGGACGACCCCUUGUCAGCUGUAGACGCCCAUGUCGGAAAAAACAUUUUUGAAGAAUGCAUCAAAGAAACACUUAGAGGGAAGACUAUUAUCCUUGUUACUCAUCUGCUGCAGUAUUUAGAGUUUUGUGACCAAAUCCUUGUCUUGAAGAAUGGAAGAAUUCAUGAAAAAGGCACUCACAGUGAACUGAUCCAAAAGCAAGGACAGUAUGCUCAACAAGUUCAGAAGUUACACGAGCAGACUCCACAGAAUGUGAAAUCCAUUGUAGAAAGACCAGAAGUGGAAAUGAAGAUGGAAACUCAGACGGACCCUGGUUCCCAAGUGACUUCUGCAAAUGGACAUAAAUCCUCCGGACUGGGGAAUCAGCUUACUCAGAAGGAAGAAAUAGAGCAAGGUUCAAUGAGUUGGAAAAUCUACCAUCACUACAUCCAGGGAGCAGGAGGUUACCUAGUCAUGGUCUUGAUCUUCUUCCUGAUGACCCUGAGUAUCAGCAUCUCCGCCUUCAGCUACUGGUGGCUGAGUGAGUGGUUAGGACAGGGCUCAACGACCAACAGCAGCAACAGCAGCAAUCAGAACAAUGAAACAGGAUGGCCGACGACAGAGCGGGGCAGCAUUUUAAACAACCCCUGCCUGCCCUUCGACCAGUUGGUGUAUGGAGUCACCAGCCUGGUGAUGAUCCUGACUUUUAUCAGCUCAUCGGGGAGCUUCACGCUGACAACAAAAAAAGCCUCCUCGGCUUUCCAUAACAACCUCUUCAAGAAGGUCCUUCGCUGCCCAAUGAGUUUCUUUGACACAACUCCUACUGGAAGACUCUUGAAUUGUUUCUCUGGGGACCUGGAUGAGUUGGACCGGAACCUUCCAAUUAUUGUGGAAGAGUUCUUGCUGUUGAUUUUUAUACUCAUGUCAAUUUUCACCAUCAUUUUAGUGUUGUCUCCUUAUUUUCUGGUCGUGGGAGGCAUCUUCAGUGCUGUCUUUCUCACCAUAUUUAGAGUCUUCAAGGCAUCCAUCAGGGUGAUUAAGAGAAUGGAAAACUGCAGCCGGUCACCACUCUUCUCUCACAUUCUUACUUCUGUGCAAGGCCUGAGCUCCAUCCACAUCUAUGGUAAAACAGAAGACUAUAUCCAGCAUUUCAGAACACUAACUGAUGAGAACUGCAACUAUGUCUUGCUGUUUAUGUCCUCAGUGAGGUGGAUGACUUUGCGGCUUGAGCUCCUGAGCCACUUCGUGACCCUGGCUGUGGCCUUGUUUGUCGUCUUGGGUCCGCCUUCCAUUUCCCCUUCAUACAAAGCCAUGGCGAUGAGCUAUGUACUUCAGUUAGCCACCUAUUUUCAGACUUGCACCAGGCUUGGGGCAGAAACGGAAGCCAGGUUGACCAGUGCAGAGCGGAUCCUGCAAUACCAGGAGAAGUGCGAUCCUGAACCCCCACUGCAUAUCACUGGGGUGAACUGCCCAAAAGGCUGGCCCGACCGUGGAGAAAUCAUCUUCAAAGAUUAUCAGAUGAAAUACCGGGACAACAGCCCCAUCAUACUGCACGGGAUCAACCUGACGUUCCACAGCCAAGAAAUGGUGGGCAUAGUGGGAAGAACAGGCUCCGGAAAAUCCUCUUUGGGGGUGGCGUUAUUCCAGUUGGUGGAACCUGAUGCUGGAAAAAUCUUCAUCGACAACGUUGAUAUCUGUAGCAUCGGUCUAGAAGCUCUCCGAACCAAGCUCUCUGUCAUUCCCCAAGAACCAGUCUUGUUUGUCGGCACAGUACGGUUUAAUUUAGAUCCCUUUGACAAUUACACGGAUGAGCAGAUCUGGAAAGUUCUGGAAAGGACAUUUUUGACUAAAGCAAUCGUAAACCUACCAGGGAGAUUACAAGCCAAAGUUGGUGAAAAUGGCAAGAACUUCUCUGUCGGGGAAAGACAGCUGUUGUGUAUAGCCAGAGCCCUCCUCUGCAAUACUAAAAUCAUACUGAUAGAUGAAGCCACAGCCUCUGUGGACCCAGAAACAGACGCCCUAAUUCAGCGCACCAUCAAGGAAGCAUUCAAGGGCUGUACGGUUUUGAUCAUCGCUCAUCGAAUCACGACCGUUCUCGACUGUGACCGAAUCCUGGUCAUGGAUGGUGGGAAGGUGGUUGAGUUCGACAAGCCCGGAGCUCUGCUGCAAAGCCCAGACUCGGUGUUGGCGAGGCUGCUGGCGGCAGCAAACACCCCACCGAGUUAG
This is a messenger RNA of Ornithorhynchus anatinus (platypus), 4509 nucleotides long. RefSeq names its product ATP binding cassette subfamily C member 11 (gene ABCC11). Gene Ontology annotation, cellular component: membrane. Bases 1 to 4509 code for a protein of 1502 amino acids. NCBI's taxonomy places the organism in Eukaryota, Metazoa, Chordata, Mammalia, Monotremata, Ornithorhynchidae. Gene Ontology annotation, biological process: transmembrane transport. Gene Ontology annotation, molecular function: ATP hydrolysis activity; ABC-type transporter activity; ATP binding. The transcript is spliced from 32 exons. The record is from RefSeq and is a predicted model, not a curated record.